UCCAGAUGUACCACUCACAAAACUACGCACGGUUUCUACAAGCGCUCUCUGGCGGACGCUAAGAAAACUGACGGGAUCCCCGGCACUGAGGGGGCCAGUCGAUCAGCCACUGGUAUCCUCGGAUAUGGAGACUUUCCUGUUGUGAAGCAUUUUCUUUGCGAGGAUUGCGGCCGGUCCUACUUACACUGGACAUAUCUACAAGUACACAGACGUAUGAAACACGCGAACGAAAACUUCUUAUACAAAUGUAACCAGUGUGAAUUGACCUUUCCUAACAGUUGGAGCCUGGCGUACCAUCGUAAGAAGAUACACGGUAAGACUGGACCGGAUGAUGCUGGAGCCACCACCAAGAUCAAUAGAGAUGAUUACAGAAUACCUUGCAGAGAUUGUAGCGAAGUUUUACCGAAUAAAACGGCGUUAUACAAACACAGGAAGAAAGAGCAUAGCGAUGGAGCGAUCAGACCUAUUAGUAAAACAGGUCCGUACAGCAACGAGGAGUCGAACCAGGGAAGUGGCGCGUGUACCCAUUGCCACGCUACCUUCACUCACACAGCGGACCUACACAAACAUAUCAAAGAAGUUCACGGUAAAGAAGGGGAAUCCAGUACUUCUUGUCCGACGGAGCCCUCAUCCUGCCCCCGGCGUCCCCACGCGUGCCCCGUCUGUGGACAUGGUUUCCGGACCUUGUCCAUGAGGAACGAACAUCUCAGGGUCCACACCGGGGAGAGACCCUUCCCUUGUGAUGUUUGUGGAGUCGCCUUCAGAAGGUCGACAGCGAUGCGCAACCACCGUCUGAUCCACAGCGGGGUCCGCGCCUGGGCGUGCGGCCGCUGCCCCAAGCGGUUCCGGAUCCGGUCCGACCUGCGCACGCAUCUCCGCCUCAAACAUCCCGCCACCAUCCUUGUUGUCGAGAUGGAAGGCCUGAACCCUACUUCCGAAGAGAUUAUGAAGACCCUUGCAUUGCAAAACGUACCUCAUGACAAGCUUAUUGAGAUUACUAAAAUGUCGUUCUCCAAGGGUACGUCGAGUGUGAUUCCGUCGACAGCCCGCGCUCUGUCAGCUCUGAGUACAGUCCCGCGGACGCACGUCGCCUGCAUCAAACCCACGCCCGCCAGGAUGCUGGAUGAAUUCCAACCAGCUCGCCGGGGCCGAGGUAUCGCUAAAAAUCCGCGGCGACCGAAAAUACUACAAAGAGGAGAAAAUGCGCAACACGACAGCUCUGCUUACCCCAUUGUUGGCGGAGAGGAACUUGGCGAUUUGAACGUUCAGUUAUUGUUACGGGACGGCGUUUUAGUUGAUGGUAACCAAAUGGUUCAACUUCAACUCGACGAUCCCAUGCUGAUGGAGUGA
This is a messenger RNA of Spodoptera exigua (beet armyworm), 1350 nucleotides long. NCBI's taxonomy places the organism in Eukaryota, Metazoa, Arthropoda, Insecta, Lepidoptera, Noctuidae. The record is from the annotation of a GenBank genome assembly.